Messenger RNA from Rhagoletis zephyria (snowberry fruit fly), 1351 nucleotides. RefSeq names its product protein claret segregational-like. Gene Ontology annotation, molecular function: microtubule motor activity; ATP binding; microtubule binding. Gene Ontology annotation, biological process: microtubule-based movement. The record is from RefSeq and is a predicted model, not a curated record. Lineage: Eukaryota; Metazoa; Arthropoda; Insecta; Diptera; Tephritidae.
AAAGAAGAGCUGAAAAACCUUUAUACCGAACGUGACUGCUUGUGUCAGCAAAUUAAAUCUUUGAACUUGAAGAUUGACUCGAUUUCAGGUUCACUUGUAAAUACAAAAGAAGAAUUGGACUUCAUAACUAAGGAGCACAAGAUCCUAAAAGAAGCACACGAUACUAUAACUAAUGAAGUUAUGGAUCUACGCGAGCGAACGACACGUUUAACAGCGGAAAAUAAUAUAUUAAACGAAGAUUUGACUGCUUGCAAAGAGCAAUUGUUUAGAGCCAAUUUGGAACGCAAAGAACUACAUAACACUAUUAUGGAUUUACGAGGUAACAUACGAGUGUUUUGUCGUGUUCGUCCGCCAUUGGACUUUGAACAAGAAAAAAUGCUUUGUGGUUGGAAUUACAUCGAUGAAUCUACUGUUGAGAUACAAAAUUAUGAAAACAAGAAUAAAAGCGUGGCGCAUGCUUUCUCAUUCGAUCACGUCUUCCAUCCAAACUCGAAACAGGAGGAUAUCUUUGAGAUGGUAUCACCUCUAAUACAGUCUGCAUUGGAUGGUUACAAUAUUUGUAUAUUUGCCUAUGGACAAACUGGCAGUGGUAAGACAUACACAAUGGAUGGUGUACCAACCAAUGUGGGUGUAAUUCCACGUACCGUUGAUUUACUCUUUGAUUCUAUCAAAAAUUAUAAACGUCUUGGUUGGGUAUAUGAAAUACGGGUAACAUUUCUGGAAAUCUACAACGAAGUGCUAUACGACCUGUUAAGCAAUGAGCAAAAAGAUAUGGAAAUUCGCAUGGCCAAGCACAACAAGAACGACAUCUAUGUUUCAAAUAUAACUCAGGAGACUGUUACGUCGGCAUCUCGUCUGCGAGAUCUUAUGGAUGUGGCGAAAAUGAACCGAGCUACAGCGGCUACUGCCGGCAACGAGCGGUCAUCGCGUUCCCAUGCUGUCACUAAAAUAGAACUUAUUGGCUAUCAUGCUGAGAAGAACGAGACGUCUGUGGGAACGAUAAAUCUCGUUGAUUUAGCAGGCUCUGAGUCUCCUAAGACCAGCAUACGCAUGAACGAAACUAAAAACAUAAAUCGUUCGCUUUCCGAGCUUACGAAUGUCAUAUUAGCAUUACUACAAAAACAAGAUCAUAUACCUUAUCGCAAUUCCAAGUUAACUCAUUUAUUAAUGCCAUCAUUGGGAGGCAAUUCAAAAACGCUAAUGUUUAUUAACGUGGCACCUUUCUUAGACUGUUUUGUAGAGUCGGUAAAAUCAUUACGUUUUGCAGCUUCUGUAAAUUCGUGUAAAAUGGCUAAAGCGAAACGCAAUCGUUUUUUAAAUACAUCUAGCAAUAAUUCACUCUAGGGUUAGA